GUGCGUUCGGUUAAUUGUUGCCAAUCUCGCAGUGGUGUUUGUCUCAAGAAGCGUUAGUUACGUAAAUCGUAGUGUUUGACAUACAUAAAAAGUCAUAAAAUGACAGUUACGCCAUUGCCAGAAAUUUGAAUAAAUAAAAACAUUGGUAAAUGUGAUGGUUUGCGUGGAGAGAUUCGUGUUUUUCCUUAGUUGAAAACGUUUUAUUGAUGACUGAAAACAACAUGCCCGCCUCGAUCGGUGUGAACCUGCGUGUUACAGGACAUUGUCGCCAAGGUGGUAGAAAAUAUAUGGAGGAUUUCUUUUCGGUUGCAUAUCAACAAACGGAGGACGAAAAGGAUUUAGAAUACGCGUUUUUCGGUAUUUACGAUGGACACGGAGGAGCAGAAGCAGCGGCAUUCGCUAAGGAACAUCUCAUGGAGACUAUUAUUAAGCACAAAAGUUUUUGGUCUGACGACGAUAAAGACGUGUUGAGGGCUAUUAAAGAUGGUUAUAUUGCCACUCAUUAUGCUAUGUGGAGAGUACAAGAGAAAUGGCCUCGAACUGCAUCAGGUCUACCUAGUACUGCAGGCACGACAGCUAGUGUAGCUUUUAUAAGACGCGGAAAGAUUUAUAUUGGACAUGUCGGUGAUUCCGGAAUAAUAUUAGGCCUACAAGAACCUGGUUGUUCCGAGUGGAAAGCUGUACCGUUAACAAAGGAUCACAAACCGGAGAAUUUCGAUGAAAUGGUUCGGAUUAAAAAUUGUGGGGGAAAAGUAGUUUCGAAAUCAGGUGUACCUCGAGUGGUGUGGAACAGGCCGAAAAUAGGCCACCAAGGCCCCGUACGUCGUUCGACGCCCAUCGACGAAAUCCCAUUUCUAGCGGUUGCCCGAAGCCUCGGAGACCUUUGGUCAUACAAUUAUCAAAGCGACAGUUUCAUAGUUUCCCCUGACCCCGAUUGUUCUGUUAUCAAGAUCAAUACCAACACGCAUCGUUGCCUCAUAUUCGGAACAGACGGUUUGUACAACAUGCUCAGCCCCUCGAUGGCGGUUCACAUAGUGCAGCAGGUGGAAAGGCACAACGAAAACGCCGCUUUAAGCGAUUCCACGUACAAAACGUGGCUUAAUCCCAGCAAGCUGUUGGUUGAGAAAGCUUUAGAGCGGUGGCAUUCCACGAAAAUGAGGGCCGAUAAUACUUCUGUUGUUACGUUGAUGCUGGAUCCUCCGGGGCCACCCAGGGCGCAAGUUUUGAAGGAUAGAAAAAAGAAUUUGCCUGAAAGAGGUUUGAAGAUAAUGACUAGAUUCGAUAACGAACCGUCUCAGGAUACCGAUUCGAGUAAUUGUGAUACAAGUCCUCGGGAAAACCCCGACGAAACCCUGUCUCAAACUAUGUUAGAGCCCGCGCCUGAACCGAGUCCUGUGCUUAAACCAACUGCCAUUGUUGAUUAUUCUAAUAAAGAUGAAAAUAAAACCGAUUGUAUAUCUAAUCCACCAGGUAAAAGUACAUCUGUUUCUUCAAGUGACCUUAUGACCAACAAUUUUCCCCUAAAAGAACGGAAUUUCCUCCAGAAACCCCGAGAGAACACUGGCCCUUUGAACAGCGGAAAGGAAAAUUUCAAAUCGCAAAAUACCGAAGAUAACAUACAGUGCAACGAGGUAUCAUCUAGCAACAUUGAAGUAGAUAGUUUAUGUAUAGAAGAAGAAGAAAACGAUGUACAAGGAAGAAACAAGCACAAUUUGCGGAGUUGCCGGAAGGACAAAAGUGAUAUCAAAGUUGCUAUGAAUAAAAACGAAUCCGACAAUAAAAACAAGGGUACAAAAACGAAACUGGACCAAACCACCGGCGCCCUGGAGGCGCCGCGGCCGCGGAAGAGCAUGAGAAUCGAUAAUAACCUGAAGAAAGCGGAAGAAACCGUGGAGAAGGAGCGUCGCGCCUUCGAAGCCGAGGAGAAACUCAAGAAGCUCGCGGAAAAGGCGGAUCUAGCCAAACGGAAGAAAAGCACCGGCUCGCCUUCAUCCAGUCUCUCGCAGAAGCUCCAGAACCACUAUUCGAAAACCAAACAGAAAGAGGCCGUUUUAAACAAACCAAUUGCUAAAAAUAAAAUUAAAUACAUGAUGAACAAAGUCAAACGAGUACAAAGUAAAGUGAUAUUUAGAACACAGAGUGUGAAGCCAGCAAAAAAUCAGAAACUUAUGAAGAACUUGAAGAUGAUAGCGGAGAAAGCCAUGUUACAGAAGCACAACAAAAGGAACCCUUCGCAACGCCAAAGAAAAGUAACAGUAACGGAGACUCCGAAGAAAACUGGUCCAAAAUUGAAACCAAAGUUCAAUUCGAAAAGUGCUGAGAACGUUACGAAAUUAAAUACGCCUAAUUUGAGGCAGAGCUCCAGGCAUAGCAGUCCAACUAAAUCAGGUCCAUCAGGUAUGGUACAAAAUGAUUUGGAAAUAAGUCAGAGUGAAAAUAAGUCCCAAACGAGGUCUUUGAAGAAGAGGCUUCAACAGAAAACGGAGAGUCUAAAGCAGAACGUGAUGAAAAGAAAGUAAAUUAAAUCUUGUUAAUUGUAAUAAGAAUCAACAUAUUAUUUUUAAUCUAGUUUUUUAAGAUAGAACACAAUUUAUAUUAUACAAAAAAACAGAGUUAUGCAUGUUUAUUUUCCUAUAAAUUAUUUUAGUUCUGUUUUAGAAUAUUAGUUUUUAUUUUUACUACCGUGUAAAGAAGUUGUGUAUCAUAGAAAAAAAUCAUGUUUUUACUAUUUUACUACAAUUUUAUUAUUUCUCUGUAUACAUUUUUUACGCGGAUAUUAUUUUUCUGUCCGACUAUUUUUAUUUUUUUUGGGAACUAUUAUUAACUAUUAUUUGCAACUUAUCCGUUUUUAUGACAAAUUCGUGCCUUUGUUACCAAAAUAAAUCUAUUGAAAAGUGAAAAUGUUACUUAUGUACACAUAGGCAAAUGAAAUAUAUUUAUAAAAAUUUAUUAUUUUCUCAAAAUAAAGUUUAUAGUUAAUAA
Messenger RNA from Phyllotreta striolata, 2982 nucleotides. NCBI's taxonomy places the organism in Eukaryota, Metazoa, Arthropoda, Insecta, Coleoptera, Chrysomelidae. The record is from the annotation of a GenBank genome assembly.